UUGAAGCAAACACUCCAUAAUAAAAAACAAACUGAUCCUACCAUAAGAAAACAAGUCAUUGAAUAUUAGUACCUUGAUUAGAAUCGUCGAGCAAUAAAUACUGGACAAUAACGACCCCAGCAGAGAAUAGAGAUACCCAUCUGUGUCGGGUGAUAAGUGAUAGAUAGAGAUUUGACCGGACACUCCGCAUACAGAAGAUAAAUUGAUAUCAUAUCCUAACAUCGUGACACAGAACUUAAGGUCCCACUGCUGACACUUGACUCACUAAAGCCACAGAGCAUAGAGAUAGCGGUGUUGAGCGAUAGAUGCAGUACGUGCAAACUUACGGUUACCAAUAUAUCGAGCAGAAAAUAAAGACCUACCAAUACGAAAGCCAUUGAGCGCUCCUGCUUCUUCGUUUAAAACCGUCAAACACAAGUCACUUAAGAUCUGACUAUAGCGCUUACCAAGGCCACGGAGCAUCGAGGAUAAGCAGUCGGCUGCGUGUGAUAGGUGCACGGUGGCGCCAAUGCGGCGGCGGCGUGGCGAUGUCGCCGCCGCGGGCGCUCCUGGCGGGCCUGCUGGUGUGCCAGCUGCUCUCCUACGGUGGACACCAGGGGCUCACCAAGAUAUUCUACACAUUACCUGACACUGGACAACCUCCAAUUCUCAUCUCGCUAGUGGACAACGCUAAACUAGACUUGAAAACUCCCGAGGAAUUGUUGUUCGUGAACGACUCCGAGCAGCACAACGAAACCAAGACCUUCACCAUCGUAGACGGCAGCGAGGUCUUAGAAGAAAAAGAAGUAGAGAAGGAUGCCGCGGAAUCACACCUCGUCGUCAAAGCCAAGCCUAUGCACGAGGUGCGGCAGACAGAAGAUGCAUUUCACACCACACCACCCCCUGAGGAACCCGCAGAAUCUCAAACGGAGGACAAUGAGGAAAAACCAAACAUUCCAUCCAAACCAGAAAUGCCACAAGAGGACAUACCCUCGUUCUCGGAGUGGGCGCAGAAACAGCUCGCAGAGGCGGAAAAGAAAGACACAGUCCUGAACCACUCGAGUCAACCUAGUCAUAGCAGUACUAACUUUAGCAGUAAGAGCACAAAACUGCGGUCGAAAAACUACGCUUCGCCGUCGUGCGCGGCCAAGGUCGUGGCCUGCAACCCCGAGGCUGGCUCCGCCAGCUCCAUCCUGUCCCCAAACAGGGAUGAAUACAUGCUCAACACUUGCAACAGCCGCAUCUGGUUCGUAGUGGAGCUCUGCGAAGCUGUUCAAGCGCAAAAAAUAGAAAUAGCCAACUUCGAGCUAUUCUCGUCGACCCCUAAAGAUUUCGCCGUGUACUUCAGUGAUCGUUUCCCGACGCGCGAAUGGGCCAGCGUCGGACAAUUCACGGCUAAAGAUUUGAGAGACGUUCAAAGUUUUGAUUUAUAUCCGCAUCUGUUCGGAAAAUUUAUCAAAGUCGAACUCCUGUCGCACCACGGCUCCGAACAUUACUGUCCCGUUUCGCUGUUCAAAGUGUACGGGACCUCGGAGUUUGAGGUUUUAGAGAAGGAGAGCUCGCAACACGCCGCUCACAUCGAUGAUGACGACGAUGAUGAUGAAACCAUUGACGUUCCCGCUGUUCCAGUAGCAGAAAAGGAACCUUCUAAAAACCUGUUUGGUUCCGCGCGAGACGCGGUAAUGUCUAUAAUGAAGAAAGCCGCACAAGCGUUAGUCAAAACAGAAGUUCCUAAAAACGUUUCAAGCGAACACAACGACACGUCGACGGACAAAAUGUACAAAAGGUGUUGCUCCCCCAGCCAUAUAAUAGUUUGUGAUAAUUGUAGUGAAUCGCUCUACAAUGAAGUGUAUGAACUGGUUAGUUGUAGUUCAGAUAAACUGACUAAUUUAGUGCGUCAAGUGUUCCUCCGUGAGACUCUGAAGUGCACCAGUAUAUGCCAGCCUUUCGGCUUGGACUUUAAAAGUACAAAGACUAUCGAGUUUGCCGAAGAGCGCGUGGCAUAUAUGAACGCAUUGUUUCCCCCUAAGUAUUUAGCCGCGUUGUGUAAUAUUCUCGCUAUUAAAGAGAAAAAAGUAGUUUUAAACACUAGUUUCGAAACCGAAUUGAAUGUUACCUCUAAUUUGACCGUUGACGAAUCGCCGCAGAACGUCAGCAGUGAAACGAACUCCGAACAGGACGUGAAGCUAAUAUCGCUCAACAAUGCUUCGUCGGACGAAGCCAACGAGACAGUCGAAUCUGAAGAAAAACCUGUUGUAGUCGAAGAAACCGUUGAGAGACCAGUGCCAGUUGAAAUACCAAAAGAGGAAGAAAGUGAAAAUGAGCCGGUAGUCACGGAUGAUAAAAUCGUCCAAGAAAAACCCGAAGAGAAACAAAUAGAGAACAUAGAAAUCAAAGUUGAUGAAAAAGAUUAUUCCAAAGACAGUAAAAAUAAAAUUGAAGUGACUACCGAGAAAGCUAAGGAGGUGAUAAUUCCACCCGAAGAAGGGAGUGAGGGGUUGAUGGAGGAGGCGCUGUCGGACUUCGAUCAGAUUGCGGUGGACCCGACGCCGGGGCCGGCGUCGCAGAACCAGCCCCAGACCACGAUCCAGAAGGAGUCGGUGUUCCUGAGGCUAUCUAAUAGAGUCAAGACGUUGGAGCGCAACAUGUCUCUAUCUGGCCAGUACCUCGAAGAGCUGAGCAGGCGAUACAAGAAACAAGUCGAAGAAAUGCAGAGGUCCUUCGAGAAGACCAUGCUCCAGAUGUCAGAGGAGCGCAGAAAGAGCAACGAGAUCGAACAGAAGUAUCUAGAACAGAUGACGACCCUCCAAGACCAACUAGCGCAAAUGACCAUUGCCAUGAAAAUCCUAAUGGAAGAAAGAGACAGCUGGUUCGGUACCAUGACCGUCUUCAAAUUCAUCAUCUACCAAGCCAUCCUCAUCGCGGCUGCAUUGUACUACUUCAACAAAACACGACCAGAACCUGUAGUCGUUCACGUUCCUAGGAAGGUUAAUAAGAAAAAGGAUAAACUUAGAAGAAAGUCAGUGGAGGGAGUGAGCGGGCACCAAACCCCAUCAGCAAAGAAAAGACGACCGAGCGAAGAGGCCUUACAAAUAACAAGACAAGCUGUAGAAGAAGCCAAUGAUGACGAAGGCGAAUGGCAAGUUGCCAGAAAAAACAGAAGACGGAAAACCUCAAUAAUACACAGAGCUUUAGAAGACUCCAAAGCUCAGUACUGCAGGCAGGAUAGCAUGGGCAUGCUACAAGAAAACCCGAUACCUUUAGACGAAGAAGAAUUCACUGCUCCUGUAUCAGAGCCAGUGAAAUUCAACGAGGUCGUCCAACCGAGACAUAAGGUCAACGGGUCAAUAUUCAAUAAUCUAAAGAAGACUAGUAAACGGAGAUUAUCGUCACCCGCUUUCCUAAAGUCCCUAUCCAGACAAAGCAUUAGAAGCACUCCUAGUCCUGUAUUAAGAAACGAACCCGUGUUCAACGGUUUAGGGAAACUAUCAUCAGAAUCUCCGACCGGGAGCCUAUGGUCUGAAUCCACGGAGAUGUCCCAGAAUGGGCAGGCGGAAGGUGGGAAGAAGAAGAAAAGUUUGAAGAACAUUAUUAAGAAGUUGUUUUGAGACUUUAAUUGCUUAGGCGGCGGGUCGGUUUCAGAUUUGUGAUGAAAGUUUGUCAUGAAAAUUGGUGGAGUGUAGAAAGGAGUGUGUAAUUUAUACAUAAAUUAAGCUAUAUAAUAUAUAAUCAAUGUUAUUUAUCAAUUCUACGCGACAUUUCGUUUAGGCAUUAUUGUAUCCGCCUAAGACUAUCCAAAAGUAAAUGUUAAAUUUUUAGACAAUAAUUUCUAUGUUACGAGAAAUAUUGUGUAUCGAUUUUAGGAAAUUGUUAUUAUUGUGAAGGAUAAUUAUCAUUUUAUUAAUGACGUCACAUAGGACUAUGUGGAUGAAAACAUCACAAUUUUGAAACCAAAUCGCGUAAUUAAUUGUGUAUAUUUUUAAUUGCUAUGAAACAGCUAUUGUAAUUUAUUUCCUCGCAUUGUUUUUAAAUUAUUGUUAGACCUCAGUAAGGUGCCAAUGUGAUAAAAUUAGGAGCCUAAUAUACCUUUAGCCUGUUGCUAUAUGAGUACGCUUGUGUUGAAAGUUGAUACCAGUAGUUACCUUGGACGUGAGAAUUAUGCCUCAAAAAGUUAUUUUUUAGAUUUUGGAAUGUUAAUGUUAUUUUUAUGUAAUUACGAGCCAUUUAGGUCCUUGUAACUCGUCGAUAAAAUAGUGUUUGCGUUAUUCUAUUCUGCAUCCUUUUCUAUUUAAUCUUGCAUGUCGCAUGUCAGAUAAGUAUUUUGAUAAAUUACUACUUUUCCAACCUUUCCUAGAGAGAGAUCAAGCUAACUCUGCAGCGAUUUUGGUAGCACAGACGGUGCAAGUGUUAUUUUAAACGUCAAACUUCUAUGAAAAUAUGACGUUGAAAAUAACACUUGCACAGUCUGUGCUACCAAAAUCGCUGCAGAGUAAGCUUGGCCUGACUCUAACUAUGGCAGUCCCAGAGUGUGGAGUGCCACAAAACGUGAAAUUACUAUGAAUAUAUGACGUUUAUAUUGUCAAUUUUACACGUCGUCACUGCAUAAUCUGUGUAGAGUUAGAGCGGUUUAGACUAGCGUUUUUACGCGUGUAUAAGCUUGUUUUUGGAAGAGUGUGUAGGCGCGUAUAAGCGCCUCGUUUGCCAAAUAUAGCGCAUGUGAAAGCGCGUAUGCCGAAACGACCAUAUACGCGCAGAAAAAAAACCCUAAUGUGAAAAACCGCUCCAGUGGCGCAGCGUGAACAAAUCUAACCGUAGGCGAAAUCGCAUCUACGAGGCCCUUUUGUUCCACUGUGCCCGAAGGGGCCAUUCGCGAGGCCCCCUUUGGGCGCGAGGCCGUGGGCGACGGCCCACUUCGCCCACCGCGCUCUUAGCUGAAACGGACUCUUCUUAUCUUUACUAUCUUCCUACCUUAAUACCUGCUGGUACUUAAUAAUAUCAAUAUUUCCAAAAUCUAAAAAAUGCCGAGUGUUUUUGUUAUAAGAAAGGGCCUUAUGCCAAUGGCAUAGAGUUGGCAGUCGCAUGUAUUGCAUGCCGGUGACUACUGGGGUCAACUCGUGUUUUGGACAAUAACGAGUGAGCUAGUCGCAUGAUUGGAGUUCGUAAACAAAGAAAUUGCAUUAAAUGCAUUAACUUUA
Cydia splendana is the source of this 5174-nucleotide messenger RNA. RefSeq names its product SUN domain-containing ossification factor. The record is from RefSeq and is a predicted model, not a curated record. The transcript has 3 exons. Gene Ontology annotation, cellular component: cytoplasm; membrane. Gene Ontology annotation, biological process: protein folding in endoplasmic reticulum. The coding region runs from base 528 to 3587 and encodes 1019 amino acids. NCBI's taxonomy places the organism in Eukaryota, Metazoa, Arthropoda, Insecta, Lepidoptera, Tortricidae.